Molecule: messenger RNA, 1515 nt
Organism: Penicillium expansum
Lineage: Eukaryota; Fungi; Ascomycota; Eurotiomycetes; Eurotiales; Aspergillaceae
Gene: pigc
Product: phosphatidylinositol N-acetylglucosaminyltransferase
Exons: 2
Coding region: 1-1515 (504 amino acids)
Biological process (GO): GPI anchor biosynthetic process
Cellular component (GO): membrane; glycosylphosphatidylinositol-N-acetylglucosaminyltransferase (GPI-GnT) complex
Source: RefSeq, a predicted model, not a curated record
AUGACGUCUCCUCCCUCGCUAGACCCCUUCUCCCCCCCGAUCCCCGUCAACACUCAUCCCAACCGCGACCUAGGGCCCAAGUCUCCUGAGCUCGAACGGUCCCUCCCCGACCCCAAUCGCCUAGCGCCCGAAGAUGCAUACUUUGCGCCCUCGCUCUCGCGUGCCCGGUCGGGGCCCACCAACUACGAGCAAAGUCUGCGGUCGUUGAACGGUGAAAGCAGUGCCCAUCUUGGCUCUGCUGCGGCUUUGCGCAAGAAACUGGGUGGUGCUGGACGGCGUCGCAAGCGGAAGGGUGCUUGGAAGAAGUUACUUUGGGUCAAGCAAUCGUAUCCGGAUAACUAUACCGAUACGGAAACGUUUCUCGAUCACCUUCAGCGUAAUCCUCGGGUGCGGCCGUACGAUUUCUGGCCUCUGGUGGCGGAUUCAACUGUGAUUGUGCAGCAUGUGUGCUCGGUGGUCAUCUUUGUUUGUUGCUUCGUUAGCAUUGUCCAAGAUCGAGUGAGCCCUGUCUCAAUUGUCUGCUGGGGAAGUGUUGGUACGGCUGUGGGCUGGAUUCUGUGGGAUAAUUGGAUCUGGAAAGAGCAUGAAGAAUCCAUGCAAGUUGCAGAUGGAACCGCUGGAGGCGAUGAUGGAUCUAGUUCGACUUCAUUUGCUAGCGCCCCCGAUGCUCCCGAUGCCCCCGCCGUUGACGCACAAUCCGAUGAUACAAAGACGAAUGCUAUUCACGGCCUUGGGCUGUCUAUGGCUGGAAAUGAGUCAAAAGAACAACUCGCCCGUCGCAGUGCAGAUUUCAGCGAAAGUAUCGACACAGUCGCUCAUUUGACUGCGCAAAGUGGUGUGCCGUCUGCUCCAGGCAGCUCCACCAUUGGCACUACAGACCCGUUUAUAUUGCACGAUACCCACCGCGUUUCGAUGCUAUCCCCGCGCAACCGCCAACGCUUGACUACCGUCAAGUCAGCCUUCCUUAUUUACUUCGCCCUCCUGGGUCUCAGUCCCAUCUUGAAAUCUCUUACCAAGUCCACCGCCAGUGACUCUAUCUGGGCAAUGAGCUGCUGGCUUUUAAUCAUGAAUAUAUUUUCUUUCGACUAUGGGAGCGGGGAAGGCGCAGGCGCCACAACAAAGUUCCCUGCUUCUUUGUCAACGAAUGCAGCUGUGAUGGCCUCGACUGUGCUCGCCUCCCGGCUGCCUUCUACGACCCACGUGUUCAGUCUCAUGCUCUUCUCGAUGGAAGUAUUUGGACUGUUCCCCAUAUUCCGGCGCCAAUUGCGACAGAAAUCAUGGACUGGUCAUGUGGUCCUGACGCUGGCCCUUGUGAUCGUUGCUGGUGGCGCUGUUGGUGUCACGUUGAGCGGCGGAUGGGCAUCAACCAUCAUUGGAUCUGUCCUAGGAAGCAUCUUGACAGCGUUUGUGAUGGGCGGGUGCAGCUGGUGGCUCAUCAGCUUGCAAAAGUACAAAAACGUUGUUAUCGGACCCUGGGACCCUGCCCGGCCGAUCAUUCGACGCCACUGGAACUAA